Molecule: messenger RNA, 1220 nt
Organism: Rhineura floridana
Lineage: Eukaryota; Metazoa; Chordata; Lepidosauria; Squamata; Rhineuridae
Gene: CHCHD5
Product: coiled-coil-helix-coiled-coil-helix domain containing 5
Exons: 4
Coding region: 399-872 (157 amino acids)
Source: RefSeq, a predicted model, not a curated record
GUAGAGGAAACAGUGGACGUUGACGCUCCACAAGCCGGCCAAGGCGGUGAGCAGGUGGACGGCGCCGAUGGCGGCGAGGUACAGCAAGGCAGCUUCGGGCGUCUCCGUGCCUGCGGCUCCCCCCCAAGCCCAGGCGUAGGCGCACGGCCCCCAGAACCACAGCCAGAGCGGGUAGAGCACGCAGAAAGGCAGCACCGUCCCCCACAACAGCCGCGACCGCCGGCGGUACGGAAUCACGUCCUGCACCAGCUCGUCCCCCGGACCCGGCCCGGGACCGGCGGCUGCUGCUACCGCCAUCGUGCUUCCGGGUGAGAGCCCUCAGCUGCCGCCACCGGCCAACUCAGUUCACGCUGCUUCCGCUUCCGGGACAGACGGCUCCCGCUGCAGUCCGAUCACGCAUGCUCACUGCCCGUACCGUAGAAUUGCGUGACUUUCGGCGAAGCGAUGGCAUACUACGCAUGCGCCGAAGCACUUGGCACAAGGUCCUCUGGUGUCAUGGCUGCUGGAGGGGAAUCCCGCACAUGUCACUCUCACAUGUGCCCUUAGCGAGGAGGACGCAUGCGUGGCCAGGAGAAGAAAGGCAGGCAGUGCUGGAGGUGACUGCACGGCAUUGCCGCAAAGAAGCCGAACAGUAUGGCCAGUGUGUCACUGCCAACCCUUCCACCUGGCAGCAGGACUGUCACCAGCUCAAACUCGACAUGGCCAAGUGCACGUCAUCCCACCCAAUUGUACAGAAAAUUCGCCAUGAUUGCGCUGAACCAUUUGCUGCAUUUGAAAAAUGCCUUAAACUAAACCAGUCAUCUGUGAUGAACUGCUCUGAACAUGUCCAGCAAUUCCUGCUCUGUGCUGACCAGGUGAAACUGACUACAUAAGAAGGCAAAAUGUGAUUUUCUCCUGAACAGUAUUGCUGGAGUGCCUGCUGGAUUAAAGGUUCCUGGCAGGAAUGGCAACACCAUAGUUCUCAAGAUCCAGCUAGGACACAGGAAUUCUUCCCGGUCCUGGAAAUCAUUUCCCCAGCCAUGGCUGCCAGUGCCAUCUAAGUCUGGCAUAUUGGAAAUACAGCUCCUGAUCAACAAGCCAUGGGAAGCACAUUGGCGUGACAGCGAUAUCUCAGUUUUAUCUGCAAAGCCAGAACUGCCUCACGGAGUCCACUUUGUGUGUUUUGUUGAGCCUGGAACUUAACCAGGCAUGGUGCAAUAAACUGCAGUCAGAGGCCAGAA